Molecule: messenger RNA, 1452 nt
Organism: Clonostachys byssicola
Lineage: Eukaryota; Fungi; Ascomycota; Sordariomycetes; Hypocreales; Bionectriaceae
Source: the annotation of a GenBank genome assembly
AUGUAUGACAAAUUGUUUGACGAUCCGUCUCUGCCGGUUGGCAAGCCCACCAAAUCGUAUUGGCAGAAUCCACCGCACCACGGACUACUGGGCAUCAAGUCAAAAGACUUACCCAAAGUUCGAGAUGUCGUCAUUAUCGGAUCUGGAAUCACGGGCUGUAGCGUUGCACGUCAUUUACUGACAGGCGGCUACAAAGGCUUCCUGACGGUUCUCGAAGCUCGGGAGGUAUGUUCCGGGGCGACAGGGCGCAAUGGUGGUCGCAUCAAUGCUGUCGCCGUCCUCGACUACGAUAAGUACAGUCGACUCUUCGGGUCGAAGGCCGCUGCGGAAAUCAUUCGAUUUGAGCUGUCUCACUUGGGUGAACUCUUAGAUGCCGCAAAGUCCCUUGGCAACGAAGCCUACAAGAAAAGCGAGAUCAGAGAGGUCGAGACUGUUGCCGCCGUAUUCAGCGACGACAAAUUGCAAGAUCUCAAGGAGCAGUUGGCCAAGUUCGAAGCCGCCUUGCCGGACUUGGCAGGGUGCUGGAAGGUUGUGGAGUCAGAAGUCUGUGAGGUUUACGGCAUGCGAAAUGCCUGUGGAGCUUUGAUUGGCAAAGCUGGUGCAGUUUGGGGCUACCGUUUGAUUACGGAAAUAUUUACCAGCCUCUCAAACAAGUAUCAGGACCGAUUGACCAUCGAAACGCAAACCCCAGCCUUGGCAAUAUCUCCCAGCGGCACAGGCAACGAGCCAUAUUCGAUCAAAACACCCAGGGGUAUUAUACGAGCGAAACACGUCAUACACUGUACCGAAGGUCAUAUAUCACAUCUCCUGCCUAACUUACGAGGCAUACUCGUGCCUAGACGGGGGCAAAUCACGGUUCUGAACCCUGGCGUGAAUUUCGAAGAUUCCAAAGGUUCUCGUUCCUGGAGUUUCUAUCACAAAAUCGGCUUCGACUACCUUAGUCAAAAUGAGCAUACUGGUGAACUAUUCGUUGGGGGCGGCGAGGUCGGUGGCUUUGAGGGUGCGCUCGACGUCCACGGUAUUGCAUCAGAUGCGGCCGAGAAUAUGACUGCGAAGAGCCAUCUUGCUGGAGUCAUGCCUGUCGUAUUCGGCAAUGAGAGAUGGGGGCCAGAGCAGCCUCAGAAGCCUACUCUCAAAGCAUCGUGGACAGGCGUGAUGUGCAAUUCUUUAGACAAGGUGCCUAUGGUCGGUCUUCUACCUCAGGAAGCGCUCGGUAUUCGUUCAGCCGGAGACGAAGAGAAAGGAGCAGAGUGGCUAUCAGCUGGGUAUGGAGGCUACGGAAUGGUCAAUGCUUGGAUGUGUGGCAAGGCCGUGGCUGAACAACUUAUACACCAAAAGCGUCCUUCGUGGCUCCCGAAGGAGUAUGUAUUGACUUCGGAGAGGAUGGUGCAUCUUCGCAAACGAUUGUUUGACAUCAAGGGCUCGGCUGAGCAUCUACGCGCUCUUUUGUAG